This is a messenger RNA of Symbiodinium pilosum, 2955 nucleotides long. Lineage: Eukaryota; Dinophyceae; Suessiales; Symbiodiniaceae. The record is from the annotation of a GenBank genome assembly.
AUGGAGGGCGAAGACCAGUCAUGGCCGAUCCCACAGGAGGCGGCCCCGCUGAAGGUGGCGCCUCCUGAGAUGUUCGCGCACAUGUUUGAAGAAAGAUUUGUGGACCAGAGAAGACGGCAGCUUUCACAGGUGAACCUUAUUGCCGAGAGCGAUGCCACCGGGCUGAAUCUGGGAACCCCCCUCGCCACAGCCGUGUUGCUCGCAGCCAUGUACAUGGCUUAUGUGUUGUCUGUGAUGUCGCAGCUUGGGAAGACGACUCCUACUGGACCUGCAGCACCCUACGAAUUGGGAACGCGGCAACUUGCAGACAUCCAGUGGGGAAGCGCUGUCCUUGUGACAUGUGCCUAUUGCUUCCUGGUUUUCAUUGGAGUACGGUGGAUGGAGCGCCGGCCGCCCGUGAGAUCUGUAAUUUUUGAGCUCAUGGCGGUGUUCAACGUCAUGCAGGUGCUGAUGAAUGUUUACGAGAUUGGAGCGAUCGUUUACGAUGCGGCAAGUUCGGACUUCCGCUUAGACACUCUGCCAAAGAAUGUUGCAGAGCCGCUAAUUUGGUUGCAAUACCACUGCAGACAGCUUGAGCUGCUGGACACGUUUUUCAUGAUACUUCGAAAAAAGUUUUCAGAUGUGUCGCUCUUCCACAUGUACUACCGUGUGCUCAACAUGUGGGGUUGGUUCUUUGGAUUUCACUAUGCAUGCGUGGGGCCAACUCUAGUGCCUGCGCUGGUGACCUCAAUCGCCCAGACGUUACAGUACACGUCAUUCAGCAUGGCGCUUUUUGGCAUGCGCACGCUGCCAGUCUUUCGAAAGGCGCCCAUUGCAGAGCUUCAGAUUGCAUCGUCCGUCAUAUGUGUCCUUCACAACCUGUUCAUGGCCGUGACGGGGCGAUUGCCCAUUGGCUUGGCAAUGCUCCAUGUCUUUGUCCUGCUCAAUGGCGUGGUGUUGUACACGGAUUUCCACUUUCGGGAGACUCAUCCACUGAGAGAAGCAGUGAAGCCCGGUGCUCCCUCAGAGCGGGUCACUUUCUCCUUCGACUCUGCUGGGUGGCUGUACGUUUAUCAGUUUGGCGUCGCUGCCUUUUUGCAGGAGCACCUGAUGCCUGCACCUGGCAGCACCCCUGAUCCCAGCCACUAUCCGGAUGGCCUCGGCUUCAGCGGUUCGAGUGCUGGAGCUCUCACGGCGCUGCUUCUCGCCUCUGGGACCUCUGUUCCAGACGUUUUCGAGCAUGUCUUGGCACAGUACAAGAUCUGUCGCAGGCAGCCAUGGAAAAUGCCGGUCUGUGCGGAAGAAGCCUUGCGACAGUAUCAAUUUCCCGGCGCCCACAAGAUCAUCACCGGAAGGCUGCGGAUCCUGAUAACUCGGGCACUGUUGCGCCCGCCGUUCAUAAUGGGCGAGGUCGUGGACGAGUUCCCUGAUAAUGAGACCGCCAUUCAGCUUCUGAUGGCUUCCUGCCACAUUCCUGGCGUUUGCGGAAUGCUCCCAAAGAACGUGGGGGGGAAGUAUUAUUACGAUGGCAUGAUGUGGAGCUCGCUCUUUGUGCCAUGGCGCGGUGCCAAAGAGGACCACAUCGUGAAGGUCUCUGGGAUCGGAGGAGUCAUGUCUGACAUGAGUCCACCGUUCAUUCCUCCAUGGUGGUGCAUACUGCCCCCUCCAGUACGCGUGCUGCGUGGACUAUACUGGCAAGGCUAUCUUGAUGCUUUGAUGUGGUUCCGCGCUCCACCUCGAGCUCAGUCGCUCGAAGGAAUCUGUGGCUCCCGACGUGAGCGCAGCGACAGUUCCACACCCAUCAGGCGUCAUCCUUCUGGUCUCGCAGCAGAGCGGAAGUGGCAAGCCUCAAAGGCCUUGCUGAAACAGGCGCCGCCCAAGCUGGCCAAGGCGUUGGCUGUUUCUGACCCGAGUGGAGAGACAGUCCGAACGCUGCUGAAAGACUUCUACGAUGCAAGGAGUUUCACGCUUCAUGCUGCCGCCCUAGCCUUUUGCCUGCUCUUAUUGCCGCUGGGAGCGGUAACUCCCCAGAUCCGCAGCACCGUGCUGGGGCUGACUCUGGUGACUUCCGUGAAAUUUGCAUGGCAUACGGGAGAGGACAAGCGAGUCGUGCUGUUCAAUAUUGUCAUCAAGGCCUGUGAGAGGGCUCAGCAGUGGCAGCGCGCCUUGCGGCUCUUCCGCCAAAUGGGCUUGCGGGGAAUCCCACCUGAUGAUGUCAGCCUCACUACAGCUAUGACUGCCUUGACGCGUGGUACUAGAUGGGAUCUCAGCCUCCAGCUGAUUGACGAGGCGCAAGGGAUGUCAGUGAUGCCCAGCAACUUCAUACUGAGCUCUGCCAUCGCGGCAUUCGAGAAAGGCCACCAAUGGAGGAUGGCGGUGGAGUUCUUGAGAGAGGCCGGGCUUCCGGACAUCACCUCAUUGAACACAACCAUCAGCUGCCUUGCAAAGGCGCUCAAGUGGCAGCAUGCAUUGGAGCUAGCGGCCUCCCUGCCCGCAAGACAGCUGCAACCCACCAAUGUGACAUUGAGCGCCUCAAUUGGAGCCUGCGGAGCCGGGAGUCAUUGGACUUUGGCACAGCAUCUCUUCUCGGAAUUGCGAAGCAGCAAGGUUCAGAGCAACAACAUGAGCCUGGGUGCGCUGGCCUCCACCCUCGGUGAGUCUUCGCACUGGCCGCGAGCCCUGCAGCAGUUGAAGGCUUUCCAGACAGAUGGUGGUGUGGCAGAUGCUAUCACCUGGUCCGCCGUCCUGGCAGGCUGUGCUCGGGGUUCCAGUUGGGAGGCCGCCCUUGCAAUGCUGGAAGAGAUGAGGGCUUGCCAGCUGGACUCACAUGCUAUCUCCUACAACGCCACCAUGACAGCUUGCCAGCGGGCGCAUCGGUGGCAGUGCGCCCUGCUCUUGCUGGAGGACAUGGCUUCCAGGCAAAUACAGACUGGAAGCCAGACCCACAACGUUGGAAUUCAGGCCGCUGACAGCUGA